CAGGAAGGCCUCCUUCUGGAAUACGGCCCCCAUCAGGAAAUAUUCGAGUGGCAACUGGAUACGCGGGCCUCCCACUGUUGUGGCCUCUCCCGUUGCGGAGCACAGGCUCCGGACGCACAGGCUCAGCGGCCAUGGCUCACAGGCGCAGCCGCUCCGCGGCAUGUGGGAUCCUCCCGGACCGGGGCACGAACCCCUGUUCCCUGCAUUGGCAGGCAGACUGUCAACCACUGCGCCGCCAGGGGAAGCCCUGUGCAGUUUUAAUUUAUGCUUUCUUCUCUAUACUUUAAUCUGAUGCCACCUGGAACAGCAAGACUGGGCUCUCGUGGUGGUCCCAUAGGGACAGUAGGAGUUCUGUCCUCUCAAAUCAGAGUUGCUGAUCGUCCUGUGACACAACAAGGUUUGAGUGGAAUGAAAACUGGGAUGAAAGGUCCCCAGAGGCAAAUUUUAGACAAAUCUUAUUAUCUUGGGCUUCUUCGAAGUAAAAUAAGUGAACUUACAACAGAAAUCAAUAAACUUCAGAAAGAAAUAGAAAUGUACAAUCAAGAGAAUUCAGUAUAUUUGUCAUAUGAAAAGAGAGCUGAGACUUUAGCUGUUGAAAUCAAAGAGUUUCAAGGACAACUAGCAGACUACAACAUGUUGGUAGAUAAACUUAAUACCAAUACUGAAAUGGAAGAAGUAAUGAAUGAUUACAACAUGCUUAAAGCUCAAAAUGAUCGAGAAACACAAAGUAUGGAUAUUAUAUUUACUGAAAGACAAGCGAAGGAAAAACAAAUUAGAAGUGUAGAAGAAGAAACUGAACAGGAAAAACAAGCAGCAGAGGGCAUUAUCAAAAAUAUGCCUCCAGAAAAACAAGUCAAGUAUAUAGAAAUGAAAACCAUGAAUGAGAAAUUGUUGCAGGAAUUAGAUACACUUCAGCAACAACUAGAUUCACUGAACAUGAAAAAAGAGAGCUUGGAAUCUGAAAUAGCACACUCCCAGGUAAAACAGGAGGCUGUAUUGUUGCAUGAAAAACUUUAUGAGUUGGAGUCCCAUCGAGAUCAAAUGAUUGCGGAAGACAAAAGCAUGGGAUCCCCAAUGGAAGAGAGAGAGAGAUUACUUAAGCAGGUUAAAGAAGAUAAUCAGGAAAUAGCCAGCAUGGAGCGACAGUUAACAGAUAUAAAAGAAAAAAUAAAUCAGCUUAAUGAAGAAAUUAGACAACUUGACAUGGAUUUAGAAGAACACCAAGGUGAAAUGAAUCAGAAGUACAAGGAGCUAAAAAAAAGGGAAGAAAAUAUGGACACCUUUAUUGAGACUUUUGAGGAAACUAAGAACCAGGAACUGGAAAGGAAGGCACAGAUAGAAGCCAACAUUGUUGCACUCUUGGAGCACUGUAGUCGAAAUAUAAAUCGUAUGAAACAGAUAUCCUCUAUCACCAAUCAAGAGCUGAAGAUGAUGCAGGAUGAUCUCAAUUUUAAAUCUACUGAAAUGCAGAAAUCACAAAGUACGGCUAGGAAUCUGACUUCAGAUAGUCAGCGUCUACAGUUGGAUCUACAAAAAAUGGAGCUACUGGAAAGUAAAAUGACUGAGGAACAACAGUCUCUAAAAAGCAAAAUUAAGCAAAUGAUAACUGAUCUGGAAACAUAUAAUGAUUUGCCAGCUUUAAAAUCAUCAGGUGAAGAAAAGAAAAAGAAAUUGCAUCAGGAGAGAACAGUAUUAUCAACCCGCAGAAAUGCCUUUAAAAAACUAAUUCAGAAACUAAACACAGAAUAUGAGACACUAAAAACACAAUUGCAAGAAAACGAGACACAUUCUCAGCUUACAAAUUUGGAGAGGAAGUGGCAACACCAUGAGCAAAAUAAUUUUGUGAUGAAAGAAUUCAUAGCAACCAAGAGUCAAGAGAGUGAUUACCGGCCAAUUAUGAAGAAUGUGACCAAGCAGAUUGCAGAGUAUAAUAAAACCAUCAUGGAUGCUCUACAUAGCAUGAGCAGAAACUGAGUCUGAACCAACUACAAGUCUCUAUAGAAAUAUCCUUUUGCUGCUAAACUUCAUACAUGCCGGCUGAAAAAUAAUAGCUUACCCUUGAAGAGUUUUACCUAAAAUUUUUGAAUGUUACAAUUUUUGUGGCCUCUUUGAAGUGUGAAAUUUUAAAUAGUAUAAUAGUUAAAUAAAUAGUUUACUUAUAAAAAA
This is a messenger RNA of Lagenorhynchus albirostris (white-beaked dolphin), 2166 nucleotides long. RefSeq names its product intraflagellar transport 74 (gene IFT74). The coding region runs from base 265 to 1974 and encodes 569 amino acids. Gene Ontology annotation, molecular function: beta-tubulin binding. The transcript is spliced from 20 exons. The record is from RefSeq and is a predicted model, not a curated record. Gene Ontology annotation, cellular component: centrosome; intraciliary transport particle B; cilium. Lineage: Eukaryota; Metazoa; Chordata; Mammalia; Artiodactyla; Delphinidae. Gene Ontology annotation, biological process: cilium assembly; intraciliary transport involved in cilium assembly.